Molecule: messenger RNA, 3218 nt
Organism: Cervus elaphus (red deer)
Lineage: Eukaryota; Metazoa; Chordata; Mammalia; Artiodactyla; Cervidae
Gene: TMEM278
Product: transmembrane protein 88B
Exons: 2
Coding region: 1711-2211 (166 amino acids)
Biological process (GO): negative regulation of canonical Wnt signaling pathway
Cellular component (GO): plasma membrane
Molecular function (GO): PDZ domain binding
Source: RefSeq, a predicted model, not a curated record
UGCUGAAAGCUCAGCUUUCAGCUGAACUUGGUUCCAAAUCGAAUCUCAGAGGCAGAGUUUGGGUUGAAGUAGAAAAGGAUAACUUUAUUGCUUUACCAGGCAAAGGGGGUCACAGCGGGCUAAUGCUCUCAAAACCAGGUGUCCCAACUUGGGGAAAAUAGUGACAAGUUUUAUAGUAAUUGUUUAAAGAGGGCAUGAUCAGUUUGUGGACGUUCUUCUGAUGGGUUGGUGUUGAGGCAAGUAGGAGUCAGCAUUUUUAACCUUCAGGUCCAACUGGUCUGGGGUCUACAUGCUUGUGGGCAGUAUUCCAUUGCUAAUUGUUAACUUCUCCCACCUGGACGGGGUUUCGUUAUCUGCAAAAUAACUCAAAGAAAUUGUUGUGUGUAUCGUUGAUGCGGAAACAGGACCUUGCCCCAAGGCUGCUCCCGAUGGUUUCUCUCUGGUCUCUCAUUCUCUCCCUUCCCUAAUGAACAACGGCUUGAAUCUGCCUAUUAGAACUCAGGGAAGGUCAUGGAAGCUGAGUGAAGGCUGUUCCCUAUAAUCAAAGAAAUGGGGGACACAAAGGCUUUGUGCCCAAGCGCCCUACAUGGUGUCACCACCAGUGUCCCUUGAACAAAUUGUGCACUGUCACUAUCAUCGUCUGCAUCCCUGCCUGGUGAUAGGGUGCUGGUGAACUUGAGAGACCUGGAAAAUGUUAGGAAUGGAAGGGAUGAGGCAGACUGUGUGGGAAGGGAAAGAGAAACUUUCCCAUGUGGUAUCACCCAGCCUCCUUCGUCCAGCUCCCAGACAACCUACUCACUGUUUUAAGUGUCAACUACUCACCUAAGUGCCCUUUAUUUUACUUUAUUAUUUUUUUUCUAAGUGUCCUUUAAAAUGCUGUAGGUUGCGCACAAAACCCCCAGGAGACUGUUAGGUGCUAACUAUAUUUUGGUAACAUUUGGAGAAAUUAGGGUUUUUGGAAGGGCUAGGAAUGCUUUCCCCCCCUUACUUGAAAUAAUGGAGUACAUGCUCCCCCUGUUUUCAGGAUGGACUGGAUUCUGACACAAAGGAUGCCUGUGGUGGCAACUGCUGUUAUUGAGCGCCUACUGUGUAUUGAGUCCCACACUAAGCAUUUCACAUGCACUGCUCACGUGCCUUCUCAACAGGCCUGCAUCUUUUGGGGCUGUUUCUCUGAUGCUGAGAGGGACCAGGUGUGGGGGAUGAAGGGACCAGGGGCACUAGUGCUGAGAGGUGGGUCAGGUGUUGACCUCUCUGUGGCAGCUACUGAUGGGGCAAUUAAUUGCCAGUUGAGACUGGUGAAAUGAAGUCAUUGUGUGCAGGGGCUGGAAGCGGGGAGAGGGCGGGACCCAGAGGGAGGAGGGCCCAGUGCAGAGUUGUCAGGACAGCUGUGAAGGCUCUGACCAGAGCACGCAGGGGCUAGCAGAGAGACCGGCCAGGGCCAGAGCUGUAGGAACCUGGCAGAGAGAGAGGGUCAGCCUGGCAACAGGGACUUGCCGCUCACGUGUGGCCCUGGAGACGGAUGGUCAGGGCUGGACCUACCUGGGCCAGGGUCCUGCCCUCGAGCGGGGUUCACUCUUCGGUUGCUGGAGUCUGAGCAGAAACCUGACCUGGUGACCUAGGGUUAAAAGGUUGCUAAUCUGACAGGGGUGAGGGGCUUCAGUCCUGCCACGUGACUGCUGCUGUGAGCCCACCAGGCCCACUGCUGAGGGCAUGAGUGAUCAGGAGAGGGAGACAGAGGAGGAUGAGGGAGGAGACCCUUCAGACACAGCACCCAUGCUGCCCCGGAGGCUUCCUGAUCGCCAGGCUUCAGACCUGAUGUCCCCAGGGUGGGCAAGCCUGGCUGCCCAAGGCCUGGGGACUCUGCUGCUCCCAGGAUGGGCCCUGGCCCGGCUCCUGCUCCACCUGCUGCUGCCUGCAGCCGUGUUCCUGCUGGUGCUGCUGCCUGCAGCUGCCGUCGUGUACCUGGGAUUCCUAUGUCACUCGAGGGUCCACCCGGCGCCCCGCCCCGCGUGCCGCGCGCUGCUGUCCGACCGCGGCUCCGCGGCGCUCAUCGUGUUGGGCUUCCUCUCGCUGCCUCCGCUGCUGGUGCUCGCUUCGGUCGCUCGCGCCCGCCUGGCUCGACGCCUCCACUCGCUGCUGCCGCCCCCCACUUGGAGCCCUGGACCCCGCCGCCAGCCCGACGGGGAGAAGCAGCUCUGCGCCUGGGUGUGACCCCACACGCCCCCUCAAAUCCCGGAGGCCCCCGAACUACCCCGUGUCCCCCAUCAGUGGCCCCAGGCUGGCGAGCUCAACGGUCUGCGUUCAAGUCCUUGACCGUCAAGCGCGUGCGCAGUGCUCCGACGUGCCGCAAGGUGGCACCGGACUCCCCCGGAACUGGACUGUCCUUCCUCGCCUUCGCCCGCCCCCGCACUCCCCGCAGCAGCCCGAGGGGCUGGGACGCCCCCCAGGGAGCAGGGAAAUGGUCCUCAGAGAAGGGGCGCGAGGCCAGACUCUGAGAAAAGUGGCCUUCCUGGCUUCUGCCUUUGGGACUGCCCAAGGCUCCUGUGCCCCGACAACGGGGCAGACCCUGCGGGCCGCCGUCUGGUCAGCGAAUUGUAGAGCUGGGGAGACUCGCUCCGGAGACUUCCACACUCCACGAUCCCAGAGGUUCAACGGCCAGAGCGGCAGGGUGUGCAGGGCUCAGCCGGAGGCCUGCGUCAGCGUUAGAGCAAGGGCUCUGUCAGUUCCUCUGAUUUUAAGAUCUUUUCCGUCCUUUGUGUUUUUUUUGCUUUCAAGCAUGUUUCUGGUUUAUUCCUUUGGUACACACUAUGUUUGUUUCCCGUUCCUAGGGGUUUACAUCUUUCAUCAGUAAUGGAGAAUUCUCAACCAUUAUUUCUUCAAUUCUGCCUCAUUCAUUCCACAUAAUCUUUAUUGGGAAGCACCUAUUACAUUAAUACUUCCUGUCGUCCUAUUACUUCUGUCAGUUCAUCUCUCUUCUGUGUCUUCCUUCUCCUUGUCUCCCUACGCUGCACGUGUUUUGGGCAAUUUCCUCAUCUUCCUCUUCUAGUUCACUAAGCACUGGUUUUAUCUAAUCUGCGGAUUGUCCUCCUAUCCAAAAGGAGCCUGGCGGGCUACAGUCUAUGGGGUCCGGAAGAGUCGGACACGGCGGAGUGACUAAGCACACAUCUACAAGUUAUACUGCGUGUGUGCUAAAUCGCGUCCAAUUCUUUGCGACCCUA